Messenger RNA from Rotaria sp. Silwood1, 542 nucleotides. The record is from the annotation of a GenBank genome assembly. Lineage: Eukaryota; Metazoa; Rotifera; Eurotatoria; Philodinida; Philodinidae.
GCCCACAGUUAGUCUUAAUUUAUAUUUUAUGUGACAAUCAAUCGAUUAAUGAGGAAUGGACCAAAACAAUACCUAAGGUAAAAGGUAUAUACACACAAAUCGAACCGAUUUGUAAAGCAUUACAAAUCAAUCAAGAAAAUUGUGAUCGAGCUAUGAUCUCGAUAAGUUUUAAUAGAAUUGAUCCAUUAUUUAUGUAUACACAAUUGUUAAAAGAAGCACUUUUGCAAAUAGAAGAUGAUGAUGCAAAAUCGAUUAAGGAACUCGUUGAAUAUUGUCAUCUUCAAGACGAUGUUUCCAAAACAACACUUGACAAGAUCGAACGAGAAUAUCGUAACCAUACAGCCAUUUGGUGGUACACAGGUCCAUAUUUUAUCUACUCAAUGCUUAAUUGUGGUCUUCGACAAAUGGAUGUUGAUAUUAUCCUGAAGAUGGGCUUUUUCAUCCGACAUCUACAUCAGCAUAUUACCGAACUACAUCGCGAACAAAAAGCCAACAUACCAGCAAAAUUUGAAGUCUUUCGUGGACAAGGUUUAACAACUUGA